GCCUGAAAAAGUCGUAUUGAAGUACGGACAGAGUUCAGUUUCAAAGCAGGCAGAGAAAGAACGGGAAUGCUGUUCAGGAAAUUCUUCAGGCAUGGGCAGGGACUUGGCUGCUUCUUUGCACUUGGAAAAUCUGACUGGGGCAGCUUCUGAACGCAGGCAGGGCCUGCUCCCCCUCAGCAGCCGCCGCCCCAGUGGCCGCCUCCUUCACGGCACUCGGCACCCUCCCGGAUCCGAGGCGGGUUUUCGUCGGCUGCUUUGUGACAAGAGAGAUGCCUCAGGAACAGUACACACACCACCGAAGCACAAUGCCCAGUGCUGAGGGGCCACAGGUAUACAAAGUGGGGAUUUAUGGCUGGCGGAAGAGAUGCCUGUAUUUCUUUGUUCUGCUCCUCAUGAUUUUAAUACUGGUGAACUUGGCCAUGACCAUCUGGAUUCUCAAAGUCAUGAACUUCACAAUUGAUGGAAUGGGCAACUUGAGAAUCACAGAAAAAGGCCUAAAGCUGGAAGGAGAUUCAGAAUUUUUACAACCUCUCUACGCCAAAGAAAUCCAGUCCCGACCGGGUAAUGCCCUGUACUUCAAAUCUGCCAGAAAUGUUACAGUAAACAUUCUCAAUGACCAGACUAAAGUGCUCACUCAGCUGAUAACAGGUCCAAAAGCUGUAGAAGCUUAUGGCAAAAAGUUCGAAGUAAAAACUGUUUCUGGAAAAUUGCUCUUCUCAGCAGAUGACAAUGAAGUGGUCGUUGGAGCGGAGAGAUUAAGAGUUUUAGGAGCUGAGGGAACAGUGUUCCCUAAAUCUAUAGAAACACCUAAUGUCAGGGCAGAUCCCUUCAAGGAACUCAGGUUGGAGUCCCCGACCCGAUCGCUAGUGAUGGAGGCCCCCAAAGGAGUCGAGAUCAAUGCAGAAGCUGGCAACAUGGAAGCCACCUGCAGAACCGAGCUGAGACUGGAGUCCAAAGAUGGAGAGAUUAAGUUAGAUGCCGCGAAAAUCAAACUACCCAGGCUGCCUCAUGGCUCCUACACACCCGCAGGAACGAGGCAGAAGGUCUUCGAGAUCUGCGUCUGCGCCAACGGGAGAUUAUUCCUGUCCCAGGCAGGAACCGGUUCCACUUGUCAGAUAAACACAAGUGUCUGCCUUUGAGAGACAAUCCGUCGUGGACAUUGUUGGCAGCAAAAAAGGCCUUUUUUGGCUUUAGAUUCUGGCUGCCAGCUAUUUUUACUAGAACACAGAAAGCCUAUCAAAGACCUUUUGUGUAUAUGAGUAUGAGAGAGUGUGUGUUUGUUCGUGUGUGCGUGUGUAUGUUUGUGAGAGUGAAUAUAAAUAUAUAUAAAUAUAUAUAAAUAAAUAUAUAUAUAUAUCCUCUGUAU
This is a messenger RNA of Ochotona curzoniae (black-lipped pika), 1366 nucleotides long. It is a transcript of the gene SGCD, whose product is annotated as sarcoglycan delta. The transcript is spliced from 8 exons. Gene Ontology annotation, cellular component: sarcoglycan complex; sarcolemma. Bases 270 to 1139 code for a protein of 289 amino acids. Gene Ontology annotation, biological process: heart contraction; cardiac muscle tissue development. NCBI's taxonomy places the organism in Eukaryota, Metazoa, Chordata, Mammalia, Lagomorpha, Ochotonidae. The record is from RefSeq and is a predicted model, not a curated record.